AUGUCGAAAUUGGCAGUAGAAGAUGAGACAGCCUGUACGGCAGCAAAGAAAUUCACGGACUUAUUCUACGAUGCCGUUGAUCGAAAGCGAAAUAAAAUGAAUUUCUUAUACGCCGAUGGAGCCACGCUUGUUUGGAAUGGGAAUGCCAUACAGGGAGUAGAAAUCAUCGCCAAAUUUUACGAUAGUUUACCCAACUCCACUCACACGUUGGAAUCACUAGAUUGCCAAUAUAUCGAUAGUUCGGACCGAGCGCGCCCUUUGGUGGUCCUUGCCAUUGGGAAAGUAGUUCUUGGUCAAAUGACACACGCCUUUACGCAGACACUAGUCCUAACACUGGAGGAUGAAAAAUAUAAAAUAUUGAGUGAUCGGUUCCGUUUCGUUGAUUGA
Cercopithifilaria johnstoni is the source of this 387-nucleotide messenger RNA. Lineage: Eukaryota; Metazoa; Nematoda; Chromadorea; Rhabditida; Onchocercidae. The record is from the annotation of a GenBank genome assembly.